UGUGUGUAUGUGUGCUGCAUUACUGGCCGAACCUUUGCGGCAUGCUGAAAGAACAGCACGGCUGUGCACACUAGCACACUAGCUAGCUGUAUCAACACGCGCGCGCUACCAGUCCACCAGAAAAACCGUUAGAAUCGAACGGCAUGUCGACGUCAUCACUGUUUCCCUUAGGAUUAGCAUUUAGCUUGUUAGUUUCCACCAAGCAACAAAAACAGGCUGUGAAACGAAUGUAAACAUGACACGAGGGACACACUGAGCACACUGCCCUGUUAAACAAGUUCAUUUGUGUUUUUAAUCACACACGUCAUGAUGUGUUUAUCCCAGAUGGAGAACAGCCAUGCGGACGAUCUGACUGGAAACCAGAAGCUAAACGCUGUGUUGUUGUUCUUGUGUGUUAUUGUAGUGUGGCAAAAGGCCAAAGUCUUUCAGCACAGUCUUACAGAGUUUCACACACCUUUCCCUUUAUCCAUUAGCUGUGACAGAAACAAAUUAUAAUAGAGUUAUGGUAUUAAAAACCUUUACAAUUACACAGGGGAGCAAGACUGAGGUAUAAGACAUGCUAACGAUGCGCCACAAGAUUCCACUGAGAUUUAAAACCUCACUUGUUCUUCAGUUUGUUCCUUAUUCAUGAAAAUGAUCAGCUAACUAAAGCAAUGUUUGUUAGCUUCUCCCCCCCCCAUGACUCUGUUCUGCAGUACUGUUUGGAAUAAACAAAGUUCACAGCUAACAUUUUUCACCUCAGGAAUUUGUGUUAUUCUGCACACCAGUGAUCGUUAGAAUCAUUAUUAUCGUCGUCAGUAUGCAGUGACGCUUCCUAACUUGCCCGUCGCUUCACUUGAACCUCUGAGAGUGCACCUUUAAGUGGCGUAUUUUAUUAAACCGUCAUUUGGGUGUAAUUUUUGUAAAUGAACUUGCUGUGUUUAAACAGAUUUAAAGUGUAGUGUUGGGAAAAAUAAUUCAAACAGCAGAACAGUUCAUUGUGACAUAUGUGGAAUAUGUUUGUUUGUAGGUUGUCAUCUUCACAGAGCAAAUUGUAUCCUCGUGGCUCCAGUAUCCCCAGUUUCGAUCCUGAGGCCAGGUUACUGUUUUGUACGGAGAUUCUCUGGACGUUCUCCCCCGUGGGUUCUCUCUGGUUUCCUUAUGUCUGCUUAAAAUAGGUGGAUUGGUGAAUGUAAAUUGCCUCUAGUGUUUGAGUGUGUGUGUGUGUGUGUGUGUGGCCAGUUGAUAAACUGGUGUCCCAACUAAAGUGUAUUCCCACCUCACUGUAUGUUCCAGAGACUCGGGAUUCACCACCAGCCUCAUCAGCAGUUACUGAAAUUGCCCUGCGUAGGGCAAAUUUUCUUCAUUUUGGUUCUGACUCAUCGAUUUCUCCUCAGAACUUAUCAAUUUCUUCCCAGAACUCAUCAGUUUCUCCUCAGAACUCAUCAGUUUCUCCUCAGAACUCAUCAAUUUCUCCUCAGAACUCAUCAGUUUCUCCUCAGAACUUAUCAGUGUCUCUUCAGAACUUAGCAAUUUCUCUUCAGAACUUAUCAAUUUCUCCUCAAAACUUAUCAAUUUGUCCCCAGAUCUCAUCAAUUUCUUGUCAAAUCCCAUCAAUUUGUCUCCACAACUCAUGAAUUUCUCCUCAGAACUCAUCAAUUUCUCCUUAGAGCAGCUCCAAUAAAACGAACACCUGAAAUCUGUUCGAGACCUACGGCUGAUUUUGUGCUUUAAAUAGCCACUUAGUUAUCGCUAGCACUCCAGGAGCAUAGGUCAAGUUGCUAACUUGCUGCUUUCAGUUAUGAAAGGUUGAACAUUUCACAAAAAAUCCACACAUUUGUAAUGCAUUGCUAGCAGCUAGUUUUCAGACGGAUAAUUAUUGUUGCAUGUAACUAAUCAUAGUCACCUUUCCUGUAAGAAGAGGUUUGUAACGACAUAAAGUAGUCAUAUACACUGUAUUGUCUCUGUUGAUGGAAUUAUUUAAGUGCCUGUGACCGUGAUGUGGAAACAACUCGGUGAACUGGACGAGCGUUUUUAACUUAAAGGUGUGUUAGUAGGCCAGUGGGACUUCUGGGGAUUCUGGGAUAGACCUGAAUGUAAAGAAACAGUUCAGCAAAAAAAGAAAAAGAAAGCAAAGCAUCCACAGUUUCUGCUCUAGUCAAAAGACAGAAUGUGUCUGGUGUUGGACGUUUGCGCUCUUACUGGUCAGAAAGAUGUUUUGUUGUCUCGAACAGCAGAUCCCGUGCAAAUUACAGGUUUAUAUUAGCAUCCCUGUUCUUAUACAUGAUCCUUUCUGUUAUGAGGAACGGCUCGUUACAGGGACCUGUCGAUGUGAUGACGUGUUCUGUGAGGAGAUGUUUUUGUACCAUUCAUGGAAGGAGUCUCCAGUGUCAGAGCUUUGUAUCAGUCAGAAAACAAAGCUGUAACGGUACAUUUUCUGACAGAGGAGUUUACACGUUGUUGUGGUUUCUGGCUAGCAGGGCCAUUUACUUUUGUGGUCUUCUUGAUUUCAGGGAAGAGAUAAAAAAAUGGAGGCUGCUGAGGGGACGAAUGUUUGAAGCUGUUGUAGCAGAAGUGAGGAACUUGUGCAGACUUUCAACAACAAGAAGUACAGUAUGACGUGUCGUUCCUUAAUAAAUAGAAAUGGAAAUCGUAAGGAAAGUUCUGCGGAACAAGAGGAAUAAACUCUGUAAUCAGACUCAGAGUGGUAACAGUAACUUCUCAUCACACCACCCUGUCUUUGAUUAUUUCACUUUUACUAACAGACACACGCAGAGUUUUAUUCCUGUUGAUGCAUGUGUCUACUGACAGUGUUUGGGUUUUUUUUUUUUUUUUGCGUUUUCUGAGAUGGACGAGUGCAGAAAGAUGACUUGAUGUGUUACAGGAUGGAUGGACAGAUGGAUUGAUUGAUAUGUGAACGAACUGAGUGGACUGACAAGUGUAAACAGACUGAGGUGGACCUACUGAUCUAUGAUCUGAUUACAGUCCAACUGUUUUUUUUGUGUCCUCCUUUUCUCUCACACACUCACACACUCUCUCACACACACACACACACACACACAGAACAGUGUUGUGUUGCACUGCGUGCUGCUGUCACAGUGCGGCUCAUCUUAAUUGUGAGAAAUGCAGUAGGUGGGCAGAUGCAGCGACAUUUACACAAAGGUAGAGAACAUCUCACUCUCUCCUCACUGACUCUCUCUCGCUAUCCCAUAAUCCCACUGUCUGGCUCUCUCGGCUAGGUGUUAAGGCUGGAUAAAUAUUAAUUUCGUUUUUUAAUAACAGCCUUUUGCAGAUGGUUCCCCCUUCCACCUGCCUCGGUUUAUUCUGAUCUCGGAUCAGUGCAGUGUAGCGGAAACGAUGUGAAGCCUAGCUCUGUACGUGAUCAGCAGUUUCGUGUCUGAGAUCGGAAAGUAAGAAUGAUGUUUAAGCAGUGUAGACUUUCUCCAGAUUGAUGGAUGUCCUACAGGAGUCGGGAUUCGCAGGGCCAGAGCGCUGCCCCAGUCCUAACACCACAGACAACGACACGCAUGAUCAUCUUUCUGACAAAUCACAUGUUCUGACGCACUGUGACUCCAGCGAGCCUCCUCUUCUAUCCCCACCCACUCUGGAUUCCUCCAGUCAGACAGCCGAAGUUCCCUUCAGUGUGACAGACCUGCAGGAUGACUCUGUCUCCAAAGCCACCUCUCUCUCCUCCCUCUCGUCAUUCUCAUCUCUCUCCUCCCUCUCAUCCCUCACUUGCUCCAAGCCUGUGAGUCCCUGGUCCAUGCCUCAGAGCUGUGACAGGCCACCCCUUUCCAGCAUGGAUUCUGGAGGAGGAGAUUGCAUAAGUUGUUUACUUCCUAAGAACCAAUCAUGCGAGUCUGUUCUUGGGUUAACCUCCGAUUUUCAGUCCUGCCCUUCCUCCAACAUCAGCAUGCAGUGCCUCAGCUCUGCCACCACAACUGGCCGUUAUGGUGACCAAGUGCUAUCUGAUCAGUUGCUCAGUGGCCCCACCCAUCCAGCUGGAAUUAAUGACAAUGCAGAAGAAGGCAAGUCGAUGCGAGAGAGCGAAUCGGAUGAUGAUCCAACCUCUAGGAGUAUAUAUGAGAGCUUGGGGGAGGAGGCUCAAGACUGGAGCUGCCUGGAGUCCCUGAUCAGUGAGAGUCGUAUGGAACUGUUAGACUUGUGCUCUCGCAGUGAGCUGGCAGUCAAUCUGUUUUGCGAGGAAGAUGUGGAAAACUACAUGUUCCAGGAUGAGGAGUCAACACUGGGUACCGAUGUCUGUUCGCUCAAAAUUCGCUACGAGUCGUACCCAGAUGUGGCACAAGAACGGGCCGAGGUCCCCCUGCAAGACGAAUCCCAGCUAGGCUUUUUUCCCACUCUACCUUGUAGCAGAACAGAAAGUUUACAAGACAAGACAGACCAAUCUAGCGAGGACAAGGCAGAGGCCCCAACAACCCCCAACAGCAAUUUUCUUUUUGACCUCAGUAACUCACCAGAAGAUUCUGGCGAGUUCAGUGAUGACAGCUACUGCACAGGCUCCCCUGACACCUGGCAAGCCCAGCAACCUCAUGGGCAACUGUCCAGGGAAAAUUCUAGCUCCUCCAGCCAGCUCAGCUACCGCCUUCGAGCCAAGAGGAAGGUUGCUUUCCGAGAAGACUACCUAUAUGAUGUGGACUCAAUAGAGAGUGAGAGGAAUGCAGAAAAGCGGAAGAAGCUGUCAGUCGGCCCUAAGAAGGAGUGGGAUGAUGACUGGUGUCCAAAGAAACGGCGCCGGUCGUGUCGAAAGGAGCCACCUGUCAUCAUUAAAUACAUUAUCAUCAACCGCUUUAAAGGUGAGAAGCACAUGCAGGUGAGGUUGAGUAGAGUGGAACCUUCAGUCUCAAUGGUAAAUCUAAAUCCAGACUCCUUACUGCACUAUGAAAAACUGGCACCACUGAAGGCCUACUGGCAGAAGAAGGAAAAGGAACAGCAGGAGCAAAACUCCUUAGCAGCUGCAGACAAAACCAAACGCCUCAAUGGCUGCAAAAGGCCACCAAGUACUACCCCUAAACGCAAACAAAGGAGCGCAAGACUCAGGAUUCAACGGGUCCCUGCUGUAGAGACUCCAAUCCCCAGCCAAACUGCUGCUGCCUUGUGUAACAAUCAACCAGAAAUGACUGACUCAGUAAAAAGCACAGAAGACCUACAAGGGGCCACAACACAUGAUGCCUUGGACUAUGUAGAGACAGGUAAAACUACACAUCCAGCCAGGGCUAAGAGCAGAACACAAGAGAGAGAGGAGAUGAGAAAGCUAGAUAAAACAGUGAAGUUAAAGAAAUUCAAAAGUGAAGCCAGGCUGAGGGCUAAAAAGCUACAGGAAGCACAGAAAGAGGAAAACGCCACUGCCUCUGAACUUACAGAGUUAAGUUCUUGUUUACCUGAAAACCUUAGUGACUCUUUGGAAAGUAACCUUCUCACAAAUGAGACCUCGAUCGAAAAAUGCACUUUGAAUCCCACUGCCCCUGGGACUAAUGAGAAUGUGGACCUCCUGCCUGGUGGAUAUCUACAGACUCUUCUGGAAGCUUCUGAUUCUUCCAGCACAUAUUUUUCUACAGACCAGCAGCAGACAGGGUUGCUACCAGUUGCAGCCCCUCUGCAACCAGUUCAAACUUGUGUACUUUCCCCUCCAUCAGAAUCUGAGCUCCCUCACUCACCCCAGCCUCUCGAGCCCGUCCCACACCAAACAUCAUUCCCUGAGACCGACCACCCUGAACAAAGUUACCCUGUCAACUGGCCUUCCCAGCCCACAGUUGAGCAGCUGUCGUUCUCUCCAGACAUCCCAACUCAGUCCCCAGUAAUGCCGUCAGGCUUUCAAAGGCCAAUUUCUGUACUAGCAGGGGACAGCACAACAGUGACAGGGUAUAGCCAGGUACCGCUGGGUACCUGCAGGAUGGCAUUUGAAGAACCACUCUUGACAGAACCCCAUUCUGAUACUGAUUAUGGGCGUAGUCCAGUGGGAUCACGAGCUGAAAACGGCAUGGGCCGGCUUGUCAGUUUUAACUCCCUGGGAUCUCUUUCUGCAGCUUCAAGCAACUAUAGUUCUCUUAGUCUGAGAGAUGGUGAACGAGAAAGAGAAGAAGAGAUGAGCGAGAUCAGUGAUGGUUUUCUCUCACAUUGCAGCCCUCAGCUCGUUCUGCAGCAGAGUCUUGAGGAGAUCACUCCGCUUCGAGAGUCCACUGACUUGCUUGACAUAUCAAACUUCACCCCUGACAAGUUCCGGCAUUCCUCCUUGUCUGAAAUGUCCCCACCUGACACCCCUAGCCCCUCACCACAGCUGCUGGGGAACUGUGGCAAAGGGGGAGGGUUUCUAGAAGCAGCAGGGGCUAAUGUGAGGUGGAACUGCAGCACUGUCCAACAAGUGGAGCAAGAUGCAUCGCAAAAUGCACACCUCUUACAAACCUUCACUGCGGAGGAUGAUAAAGAAGGGCUUCAAGGUCUUAAGAGGUCUAAAAAGAAGGGAGGAAAGAAUGGACAAAGCACCAAAAAGACCAAAACUCCCAAGGCGGCUAAAGGUGAGAGGGUUAAGCUGCCCAAACAGGGUUCGCAUUCUGCUAAGAAAAUCAAGGCAUUACUAGAGGGGAAAGCAGCUAAAGGUGAGAGGAAAUUAGAUAGCGGUGCUCCUUCUCCAACCCCCUCCCUAAACAUAAUAGGGGCUCAGGGGGACUGGCCCAAUCCUGGAGCUCUAUCAGAUGAUGAUCAGGGUGAGUUCCAAGAGCCGUCAAACAUCCUGUCCAAUAUAGUCUCUGGCAUGGCUGAGGUACAACGCUUCAUGCGGGCCUCAGUGGAACCACUUUGGGGACCUUGUCUGUCACCUGGGCAGCACGCUCUCCAAAGCCAAACACUGAAAAUACUUGGUAGCAGUGCUGACCUUAAGAAACGGAGCAGUGCGUCAGGAGCAAGUAAGGGGAAGAAAGGGACGGGGCGUGAUGGUAAGACCUCAUCGAAACUUCUUGCACCUGGCUUCUUCCCUCCUAUCGGUUUGGAUUGCCUCCCGCUUCCACACCGGCCGGCUCACAAAAAGAUGUACCGCCACAAGAGCACCACAAAGUUUGCCCGUGAUGAACUUUUAGCGGGUAAAAGGGACAUUAAAGGGGUUGCAUUGGCAGCUUUGGUAGAGAAACAGAGGUAAUAUUUUCUCUUUGCAAAGUACCCAUGUGAGUCCUCGUCUCCUGUCGAAUUCCUUCUGAGCCGUUUACCCCCCCAAACACUACUCAGAGCUGCAUGGCACUGACUUUACCCACAGUCCUUUGCCUGCCCCACAGGAAAGUGGGUACACCCUGCAUGACAGCCCUGCUAAGCUACCUACUGACUAAGUGGAGUCACUGUAUCACAGCUGCAUCUAUCUGCCAUUUGCUGCUUUGUUGCAUUUUUGUAAUCGAUUCAGUUAUUUUGAUCAGUUUUUAUUUUUAAAGAGACAUUGCCUUGAAAGCCACCUUGAAUCAUACUCUGGUGUAGUAUUACAUUUGGGGUGGGCGUUUUCUUCUCUCCGUCACAGUUCAAGCGCUAUAAGUGUUCAAUCCGUGUGCUAACACUGUUGUUCAAAAACGAGCCCAUCACCUUGCAAAACGGUUGCCUUCUGUUUGUUCUGGGGUCAGGUUGUUUUUUGUUUUUGUUUUGAAGUAUUCCCCUCAUUAAGAGUGUUACUGUGCCAACCAUUUGGAAAGAUGGAUUCGGGAACUCCACGGGUAGCGCAUAAUUCGAAAAGGACAUCCUACUUUUGUAUAAGACACUCGUGUCUUAAUGUAACAGUUGUCCUUAGUAUUAUGUUUAAUUUAUGGUUCAAGUAUUGAGGGUUUGGUCAACCAGUGCCAUAGGCUGACCCAAGUCCUCUCUGCCAGUAUCGAAAUGCUGUUGUACAGGAACAUAUGCACUAUUUACAAAAUAAGAUUAUAUCAAACAUGUUUAAAAUGAACAUGCCAAAAUAUGAACAAUUAAGUGUACAGAACAUUUUUAUCGACAUAAUAAAUAUUUGCUGUUUUUUAAUGUGGUGGUGGUUGUGGGAAUGUAUGUGUGCGGUUUUGGGGUGGGUUGGAGAAUAAUUUCGGACUUUACUGUUGUUACAUAUGCAGACAUGGGUUUGUGGAGUCUUCUGUACAAUCGGGGACAAUGAUAUCAUCGUUUGUUUUGUUUGUUUGUUUUUUUGUUCAUUGUUUUGUUCGAGAUUACAUUGCUUAGUGUGGUGCAAAAAGAAAGAAAGCCACUGAGCAAAAGAGAAAAGAGGAAGUGUUGUAACUACGCAUGUGCCAAAUAUAAGUUAUUUAACAUUUCAUCACAAUUUACAAUAUCAGCAUAUUUAAAGGACAUGACUGUGUGUUUAUUUGUACCUGUAUUCAUAGGGCAGCGUUUUUAAACCUAAAUCUUAUUCUGGGAUUUAAGCCAGCAGACUUAUGCUAGCUGGUAGGGACGACAUAAUUAGCAUAUCUUAAUACUUGAAGAUGUUUUCAUUACACACAAUAUCAAAUGCCAAAACAGUGCCAACAAAAUAGUAGUGCCAAAUUUAAAAAAGAAAAAACAAAAACCACAAAAACUCAUCAUAUUUUAAUACUAUUUUUAUAGUUCUAACAAUUAACAGAUAUCUGCAAAAAUACUUCUUGAUAUUCAGUCAGCUAGUGACUACUGUUAAUAACAAUAACACUAAUUUAUGAUUGCGAUAUUUUUGAUAUCAUAUCAAGAUAUCACUCGAGUUACACUCCAGUUAGCUAGCUAAAUAUGAGCUACAAAACAUUAGCUAGCCAAAUGGAAUCAAUUAAAAAUGAAGUUGACUUGCAUUCUUUCGAAAUAUCUCUCAGUCAGAGAGUCUCCAGAUUUGCUUUACUUUGGAAACUUUAACAGAUUUCAAAGUAAAAAUGCUGCAUAGCGACUAAAGAGUACCGAAUAUUAGCACAUGCCUAGUUAAACUUGAUCAACUGAGUGACCUGGAGUCAUGCUCCGGUUACGAAAAGGAUUAAACAAUAAAAGAGGUACAGGGGGGACUGGACUGGACAGACACUUACCGUAAUUCAGUAGAGAUCAUGAAAGGGUGACUUUAAUCAUAACCUUUACCCAUCUCUUCAUAAAGAUUCCCGAAUAAACGCAUCAAGUUUCAGUUUUGCAGACAACAGGACCAAAUUAUUUUUGUGCGUUUUUUCCAGUGUUGCUAGCGAUGUGCAUGCAUAACCAUGAUAUUCAAGCUAAGUUGUGCAUGCAGAUGCCCUUAUUUAGCAUCUUUUUUGGUUCGAUUUGUUUUCUUUUUCUCUUGCGAUGUUUGAAUGUUAUUUAAUGUUUACAAAAAAAAAAUAAUAAUGUGAGUACCCCAGCCUUCCCUUCCCUAGCAUUGUAUUUUAUUUUAUUUUUUUCUUCCCAAUAAUUUAUUAUUUUUUUUGGAUAAGGGAACUACACAGACUUAUAAAAUUCCCUUGUAAACAAAUACGAAACGCAGCAUUUACAUCAACUACAGUUAGUCAAAAAAAAAAAAAACAACAUCCGUGUGCCAUAUUUACGAAUGUAUUACGCCUUCAUGGGUUUUAUUUCACAUAACUAUUUUUUUUUUUGCCAUAUUUAUUUCUUUUUCAUCAGAAAAACAGACCUGUUUGUAUCAUCUGGUAUCUUUGCCAGGAGGAUUAUUAAAACUCUUGAUGUAGGGGGAAAAAUUGAACAACCUGUAUAUUUUUCAUCGUGCCAAUUUGUACCAUAUUUUCUAAGUGUAUAUUUUUCUUAGAAAGUGCUGUGAGGUCGUUUUCUUGAUGUGGCUUCUGUCCUUUUUGCCUUUCAGGCAGUGAAAAAGGUCACUGAAUUAUCAUGGGAUUUUUAAAAAAAAAAAAUAUUUGUCUUAAAGCCAAAAAUUGUGAAAGACAAAAAAAAUCCUAUGGUAAAGGAGAAAAAGCUGUGGCUUUGUUGAGUUUUGUUAUUGGACCAAUCUUAUUGUGAGAGUGUUGUGCUCUAGUAAAAUCAAUUACUGAUGAAAAAAAUGAAAACAGACAGCUAAUUAAUGACACUAAUUUGUGAUUUAAUCUCUGUUUUAUAGAUUUUAAUGUAAAUUAUUCUAGUAUUUUGUUUCUGUUGUAUCUGUUUCAAAGGUUUAAAUAUUUGUGAACCAGCCUGUAUGGUGAAAAAUGUAAUAUUGGUAACUGGAGUUUUGUAAUCAUGUUU
Molecule: messenger RNA, 10128 nt
Organism: Hemibagrus wyckioides
Lineage: Eukaryota; Metazoa; Chordata; Actinopteri; Siluriformes; Bagridae
Gene: nexmifa
Product: neurite extension and migration factor a
Exons: 3
Coding region: 3431-7129 (1232 amino acids)
Biological process (GO): negative regulation of cell-cell adhesion mediated by cadherin; negative regulation of cell-matrix adhesion; negative regulation of neuron migration
Cellular component (GO): nucleus
Source: RefSeq, a predicted model, not a curated record